Esox lucius (northern pike) is the source of this 1449-nucleotide messenger RNA. RefSeq names its product ICOS ligand. NCBI's taxonomy places the organism in Eukaryota, Metazoa, Chordata, Actinopteri, Esociformes, Esocidae. The transcript has 6 exons. The record is from RefSeq and is a predicted model, not a curated record. Bases 286 to 1161 code for a protein of 291 amino acids. Gene Ontology annotation, cellular component: external side of plasma membrane. Gene Ontology annotation, biological process: negative regulation of T cell proliferation; cellular response to lipopolysaccharide; immune response.
UCCAGGUGUAAGGUUCUUCUGCGUAAAUAAGCGUCAAAUAAAGUUGAACAUGUUUUUGGAUCUGUGGUUAUGGAUCAAGGUACGUCAUUUGCUUGAAACCGAUAGGGGCGGGCAAUGUGAGCUACCUGGUAAAAUUGUAAAAUGUAGUCUAACCAGUCAGGUGUUUGUCACCUCCGCUUAAACACACUUUUGACUUUGAUCAUGGAUGAGAUAUUCUGCUGAAUACAGUACUGGUCUGCGCGUUUGUUGCUGUCAACUCUCCCUGCUACCAGUCAUCCGGACGACAUGUCAGCGUUGUGGUUCACAGGAGUUUUGGUCACCAUGUGGAGUUACAGCACCACACUAGGAGCAGAGUGCAUCCUGGGUAUGGUCGGACAGCUCACUUUGUUGCCCUGUAUUUAUGACGGAGCAGCAGACCUGACCUCUGGGAAUGUUUCUAUUGAAUGGAGGAAAGACACUGAGGUUGUGUAUCACUCUGUGUGGGCCGAGGGGACUGUGGAACCAUGGAAUGGCUCGUACACAAACAAACGGGUGUCAGCCGACGCACCAAACACAGGGACCUUCUCUCUGGAGCUGUCUGAGGUGGAGCCCAGAGACUCUCACAACUACAGCCUGUACCUCAGGGCCCCUGGUGAGGAGCUGGACAGGCUGUUGUGUACAGUGUGUCUGAGAACAGCAGCACAUUUCAGCUUCCCCUCACUCCAGAGGGAAAAGUCACCAUAUGGAGAUGAGACCCACUUUCUGUGUAACUCUCGAGAUGGAUUCCCUGAACCGGCAGUACAUUGGCUAAUCAACGACAUGGCCCCACCCCCUGAGGGUUCAGUCAGGACACUGAGCAUUCCACUCCCUGACUCUCAUCUCUUAAACAUCACCAGCAUCCUCAUCCUCAACAUCUCUCAGGAGACCAGCGUCUCCUGUGCAAAAGAAAACCUGGAACUUGGUGAGGUGUUAACCUCCGGGGUUCUUCGAAGCAGCCCGGUAAGAGGAAGAGCUGCCAAAUCCUUGUGGAUGUUCCCCACAGCGCUGUGUGUGAUGGUGGGCCUCAUGGUGACCGCUGCCCUGAUCUAUCAGAUACACAUAGACAGGAAGAACAGGAAUGAAAGAGACCAGCACCACAAUGUCAAAGAGAACAAUGAAGAGCAGCUGUCACUAAGGUCAUGAAUUUGGAGACUAACAUCUGAGGUUACACCACCACCUUCUUCAGAUGGAUUCAUGUCGCUUGGAAGGACUGAACUGUGAUUUGUGAAUAAUGUAUAUAAUUCAGCCGUUUGAGACAAUGUGUUUGUGGUGGCCGUAGGCUGGUCUAGUGCGCCAAGCCCCCAUCCUGAUGCACAUGUACCCGUUUGGGUCAGAUUGGUCUCUCUGACUGCUGGAUCAGAACACUCUUUACUACUUUGUCUGCUUUAUGGACAGAAGACAAAUUAAAAUAAUGCAUUUGAGGAUUUAUAG